Owenia fusiformis is the source of this 1095-nucleotide messenger RNA. The record is from the annotation of a GenBank genome assembly. NCBI's taxonomy places the organism in Eukaryota, Metazoa, Annelida, Polychaeta, Sabellida, Oweniidae.
CUUUUCUCCCAUUGGAAAUACACAUGGGGAUCAAAAAGCUAGAACCUCACAGCAGCUUGGAAACCUACUCAGUAUGUGAACUUAAGACAGGGUUACAACAAUGGCUUGUAUACAGAAAACACUAAGAGGUUUGGGGGUCCUGAGACAACUCCCCCGUGAAUCAACCGUUAACCAGACAUACUGCAGAUAUGCAUCUUCCUAUAAAUAUCUUCAAGUGGACUUGGACAAAAAAACAAAAGUUGCACACCUUACACUUGCAAGAAAACCUGCCAACUCACUGAACUGUGACAUGAUGAAGGAGAUUGCCAUGGCAACCAAUGAACUAGACCAGGACAGAGACUGUAAAGGGAUUAUUAUCAACUCUUGUGUGCCAAAUAUCUUCAGUGCUGGUCUAGAUCUCACAGAGUUAUACCAGGCUAAAGAACUAUUCUUCCAAGAUUUCUGGCGGAGCCUUCAAGCCAUGUUUAGCACCAUAUAUGGCACAAAAGUUGUAACUAUGGCAGCGAUUGAGGGCCACGCCCCAGCAGCAGGCUGUAUCAUAGCUCUUGCUACUGACUACAGAGUUAUGUCAGAAGGAAAGUUCAACAUAGGCCUCAAUGAAUCCAUGCUUGGUAUUCCAAUGAACUUUUGGGUAAAAGAUGCAUUUAUAGCAACAUGUGGACAAAGGGAGGGCGAGAGAGCACUACAGCUAGGGCAGAUGUUCAUCCCUAGUACAGCAUUACAGAUAGGACUGGUAGAUGAGGUGGUACCUCAAGAGCUGACCCUGCCUACAGUACAGAAACAUAUGAAACAAUGGGUCAAAGUGCCAGGCGGGGCACGUGGUCUCACAAAGUCCCUGAUCAGACAACAAGCCAUGGAUAACCUCAAGGCCAAGGCAGAUGAAGAUCUACUGAUUAUGACGAGACACAUGCUCUCUCAACCAAUACAGAACACUAUUGGGGCCUACUUGGAGAACAUGACAAAGAAAUCGAAAAGAUGAAUUUGUGUGAAUUUUAUUUUUGAUGAAAUUAACUAUAUGAACAUUUAUAUGAAUGAAGAGGGGUAAAACUCCUAUUGUGUACAUAAUUAAUUGGACAGGAAUGGAUUACAAUGUGC